AUGCGACUAAUGCCUGGCCCAGAGUUUCGGGGGCCCAUUUCACCAUGUGGAAACGUGCCUUUGUACAAGCUCAAUGGGGUGAAGUGCUUCCUGUUCUCUGUGGCAGCAUUCGGGGCGGGGGUGUACUUGAAAAUCUUCCCUGGGAGCAUCGUUUUCGAUAACUUUGUGAAGCUCACGGCAGCCAUGAACCUCUUUGCGUUCGGCUUCUGUGGGUUUUUGACAGUCAAGGGCUUCUGCUUCCCAUCAAGUAGUGAUUCUGGAAGCUCAGGGAAUGUCGUCAUGGAUUUCUACUGGGGCACAGAGCUAUACCCACGCAUUCUCGGUUGGGACGUGAAGGUCUUCACCAAUUGCCGCUUCGGAAUGAUGUUCUGGGGCUUGGGCAGCAUAUCCUUCGCAUGUGCUCAAUAUGAGCACCAUGGCGUGCUCACUUUACCGAUGUUGGUAUCCGUGUCCCUGCAAUUCAUCUACGUCUUCAAGUUCUUCUGGUGGGAGUCUGGCUACUUCAAGACUAUCGACAUCAUGCACGACCGCGCGGGCUACUACAUUUGUUGGGGCUGCUUGGUGUGGCUUCCUACUCUCUACACCUCGCCGGCCAGCUUUCUGGUUCAUCACCGGGAGGAUUGGCAGCCCUUGUCGGCGUUGGUGGUGUUCGUGGCCGGGGUUGUCGCCAUCUAUCUCAACUACUGGGUGGACAUCCAGCGCCAGGAGUUCCGCGCCAAAGACGGCCGGAUGAAGAUCAAUGGCAAAGAAGCGGAGUUCAUCGUGGCUAGUUAUGAGACCGAGGAUGGGAAGAAGCACGAAAGCAAAUUGCUGCUCUCGGGUUGGUGGGGCAUGAGCCGCAAGAUAAAUUAUGUCUUCGAGAUUUUGUCCGCUUUCCUGUGGAGCGUGCCUUUCGCACAUCCUACCUUCCUCACGCCCAACCUCUAUUGGAUCUUCCUUGUCAUCCUUUUACUCGACCGGGCUUACAGAGAUGAUGUGCGAUGCAGGGAGAAGUAUGGCAAGGAUUGGAACAGGUACUGUGAGUGUGUCCCAUACCUAUUGUUCCCAGGCAUUUGGUGA
Symbiodinium pilosum is the source of this 1059-nucleotide messenger RNA. The record is from the annotation of a GenBank genome assembly. Lineage: Eukaryota; Dinophyceae; Suessiales; Symbiodiniaceae.